Molecule: messenger RNA, 1117 nt
Organism: Episyrphus balteatus (marmalade hoverfly)
Lineage: Eukaryota; Metazoa; Arthropoda; Insecta; Diptera; Syrphidae
Exons: 4
Coding region: 373-768 (131 amino acids)
Molecular function (GO): GTPase regulator activity
Source: RefSeq, a predicted model, not a curated record
UUCCAAUCUUGCGCAGUAGAAUUUUAUCAAAAUAUUUCGGUGUCCGGAUGGAAAUCUUUAUUACUUUUUCAUCCUAAGGCUUCUAUUGCGUUGUGUGUAUUAUUUAAGAUAAAAUUCGGUGUUAAUUACAAAAGAAAAAUAGUAAUUCACUCAAUCUUGUAACUUGCCUCACUCCAGCUGUUUGUUAACUUUGGUGAGAGAGACUUUGCACUUUCACACACAUUAUACCAACUCCCCCACCGAAUUUCAAAAGCAGCCAAAUUGUAUUAAACUUUCAUUAUUAAGGAAAGCAAACGAAAAAAAAAGAAGAAAUUUUAGAAAAAAAAAAUCUAAUUUACUGUAUAUAAUGAAAAAAGUUAAUAGCCUGUGAAAAUGUCAAAAAAUAAAAAGGUGGAGCAAAUUAUCCGAAGCGAUAAAGUGUAUUCCUCCAGCGACAAGGAUAAUGCUGGUAAUAAAUCCACAUCAUCGUCGUCACCUUUGCAUCCGAUUGAGCAACAGGAAAAUCAACAACACUCCACCGCUAAUGCCAUCGAAGCUGAACAAUGGCAGCAGCAGCAGCAGCCAAGCAGUAUUGUUAAAAAUGCCAGUCAAGGAUCAUCACCAACACCACAACAACCACCUUCUGGAUUGGCAGCCACCGGAACACCAGAACACAUGCGUGGUGCUGCAACAAAGGAUAUGUUCGACUUAAUUGAAAGAGUUCAAUGCUCGCGGAUAGAUGAUCAGAGAUGUGUACUUCCGGCGUAUUUUUCUCAGCUCCCAUAUUGAACAUCAACUUUAGGGAAAUUAUAAAUUCUUAAAAAAUUUCACUUACCUGCCAAAGGAUAAUAAACUUUUCAAGCCAAAAAAAAAGGAACAUUAUGGAAGUUUCAUGGGACUCAAAACUAUAGAAAUUGAAAGUAAUAGGAUCGGCAUGAAUAAAUGAUGUGACUUUUCAUUUCAACAACAGCAUCAGUUAUUAAAUAGUAAAAUAACUAAAUUUAUUAUAUCUACAGUUAUAUUAUUAUUAAAUACAAAAAACAUUAUAAUAUUGUUUUAAAUAAUAAUAAAUUAAAGAAGGUAUAAAAAAAUGUUUAUGUAAAACUCAAAAAUGUAAGGAUAUCAAUAAUAAAAAAAA